Molecule: messenger RNA, 1044 nt
Organism: Pararge aegeria (speckled wood butterfly)
Lineage: Eukaryota; Metazoa; Arthropoda; Insecta; Lepidoptera; Nymphalidae
Gene: mRpL4
Product: 39S ribosomal protein L4, mitochondrial
Exons: 2
Coding region: 158-1009 (283 amino acids)
Biological process (GO): translation
Cellular component (GO): ribosome
Molecular function (GO): structural constituent of ribosome
Source: RefSeq, a predicted model, not a curated record
CAGUUGACUUGAUUUAAUAUAACUUUUAGGUUAUUUUUAAGAAAAUACAAUAAUCUUUGUAAAUUGGUGUUAAAUAGAGUUGAAUUAUCUUACUUGUUAUGUAUGUAACAAAGCACAAGUAAGUUAUCCGCAGAAUUAUAAAAUUUUGGCUCCUAAAAUGAGUUCAAAUUUAUUAAAUGUAUUUAAAAGACUCAACAUAACAGCGGCUACCCAAAUUCGGCUAUGUUCCUCAGUCUCAAAUGUAGUUCCAGACAACAGGGAUAUAAGCGUAACCAAAAAAGAAUGGAAAUUUCCGCCUCAAUACACAAAACCCCGUGAAGUAUGGAUUGAGAAUCUAGAUACCAUAGAGGAGAAAAAGCUUGGGCUUUUCGAACUCCAUCCGUUAGUAUAUGCUACAGUCCCUCGUAUAGACCUCAUUCAUCGCAAUGUUGAAUGGCAGAAGAAAUACCGAUGGGUAUCAUGGGCGCAUACCAAGACAAGGGCUGAAGUCAGAGGUGGUGGACGGAAACCCUGGCCACAGAAAGGUUUGGGUCGUGCUAGGCACGGUUCAAUCAGGUCUCCACUGUGGCGAGGUGGUGGUAUUGUGCAUGGUCCUCGUUCUGGAAAAACUCAUUUCUUCAUGUUGCCAUUUGAUAUGAGAAUUCAUGGUUUAACUUCAACCUUGUCUGCAAAAUUUGCACAAGAUGACCUGCAUGUUGUGAAAGAUUUAGAACUGCCAACUGAGGAGCCUGCAUAUAUAAUUGACCUGAUAGAGAGCAGAAAUUGGGGUCCUUCCGUACUCUUGGUAGAUGAUACUGAUUAUGCUCCUCGUAAUAUAACAGUGGCAACAGAUAAUCUUCCACAUGUGAAUAUAAUGCCAGUAUAUGGACUUAACGUUUACUCGAUGUUGAAGCAUGACACCUUGAUUUUAACACAUUCUGCAGCUCAAAAGAUUGAAGAAAGGUUACUUAUUCAUCUGCAUUCAAGUAUCACAGAACAACAAAUGAAAUUUAAACUUAGUCAAGUAUAAACUAUUGUAAUUUGUAAAAAUAAAAUAGAAGUACU